CGAAGUUCGCCGCGCAUCGUUUCUAGGACUUUUGCCGGCUCUUGCCCGACUGAGGCCGCAACACUAUCCAACAGCGGGAUCCUGCAGCCUUCCGAGCAUCGUGUUACACUAAAUUCUAACAGGUCCCAUAUCUACUAGUGACCCACAACGGCGAGCCUGUAGCCCACUAUCUCUCCUUAUGCGCCGGCACACCGAUAGUUUUACUCCGAGCCCGACUUGUCGCUGUCUACGCCUGUCAAACGUAGACCCUUGAGGCCUUGCAUAUAUCUCGCCGCCGGUCAUCCUCAUCAAUAUUUCUAGUUCCCUCUGACUCAAGCUCUCGCCGUCCUCUGGAUUUGAUUUUCAACCGUUCGUCUGUCCACUCUUUCGCCCAUGAACCGCCAGGACCUAUCGGCGCUGGCGCGUGUACCACAUCUGGCCAGGCUCGCCAACCUCGUGGGAGAGAUAUGCAUAGCCGCCGAUGCCGUGAAAGUUCAUCGGCAACAGUGCAAAGACCUGGGGGACAGAUGCGUUUCGCUGCUUGUGGCUAUUCGUGACUCUUACGAGGGAAUGGAGGGACCUGCCGCUCCCCAAAUUUUAGAACAAGCCGAUCCUGCCAUCUUCCGAAUACACACGCGCCUGCAGGCUUGGGCCGCCCUCAACAAGAUCAAGGCAUUCGUGCAGCGAGACGACAUGAAGCAAGCGAUUGAUAGCUCUAACCAGGAUCUCGAGUUGUGUUUUCGGAGAUUAGGAUUGGAGCAGCCGUUGAAUCAGAACCGGAAUCAGGCUGCAGCUACUUCAACUGGCGGCUCGGGCUCGCAAACGCAGCUUUCCUCUCCCGAACAUAACCAUCGACACUACUCUGUCGACUUCGGCGCCUCCCCACUCCUCGAACGUUCUUCUCCGCACAAGCCCUCCCGCCGCCCCGCAACCUCCCCCGGAAGAGGGCGGUCUACUACCGUACCUGAGAUGGCAUUGGCUGACGUGGACACCUCAGGGCGUCUAGCCUUGCAGCCAACCGCAUACGCAGAAGCCGGGUCAGCCCUUGGCACGGUGUCGGAAGCAGAGGAGAUCCGACAACAGUCAAGGAUAUAUCACGGACGUCCAAUAUCGGGACCGCAAGGAGCGCGCCCAAUGACUGUGUCGAAGUCCCUGAUGGUUGACUACACAAACGAGGUUAAGAAAGUUAGCGGAGGACCUGCAUUCUCGACUGCCUUCUGUGAUGUUUUUGUUGGGAGGCUUGUGAACCGGACGGUUGCUCUCACCUUUCCACGUCUGCUCAAUUCUUCUCCUGCUGCCCAACGAAGCUUGCGAAAACACCUCGAUACCUGGGGAUGCUUGGAUCACCCCAAUGUUCUUAAAGUGGAAGGCACUGCGGUCAUCGAUGGCUGUGUAUACCUAGUCAGCCCAUGGAUGGCCAAUGGGACCGCUGCUUCGUAUUUGAAGGGCAAGCCUGAUGUUGACUGCGUUUACCUCCUUCGCGAUAUCGCUGCUGGCCUGAACUAUCUCCACAGGUACGGAAUGGUCCACGGCGACCUUCGGGGGAUCAAUGUUCUCGUUGACGAUGUCGGGAGAGCGUGCGUGACCGACUUCGGCCUGUCACGACUUGUCGACGAGGUUUGCAAUCCCGCAGAAGUUCCCGAUUCCGGGAAUUCUCGCUGGCUCGCCCCAGAACUAAUCGCUGACUCUUCGUCGCCUGACAAAGCCUCAGAUGUCUGGUCGUUUGGUAUGCUCUGCCUCGAACUACUGACCGGAGAGCCACCAUAUCGAAAUCAUCCUCGCGAGAGAUCCGCCAUCUACGACAUCGCUCUCGGCACACUACCUCAGCGGUCAGAAGGCGUUCGUGGCUUAACCGAUCCAAUGUGGGAACUCUUACAACGGUGUUGGCAAAAGCGCGCCGAAGCGCGACCUUCUAUGAGGGCUGUGCUUUCCGACUUAGAAAGUCUGCUAUCCUACCAUACAUCACCGCGUAGCACACACGCUAGCCCGCCUUCCCCACUAGUGCAAUCACCAACCUCCGACUCCGAUGCUUCAUAUAAAUUGCUUCCACAUCGUUCUUCUUCCCAACUUCCUACGCCCCCGCCUUCGCGAUUACGACCUCACCCUCCAACCAUCGAUCUCAUCCCAAAUCCAUCUGCAACUCUACUCUCACCCACGUCACCUGAGCCUCCCUCGUCAAUAAGCAGUCAUCCCAACAGCACACAAUCUGACAUCCUCGACUUCGCAUCGUUUCUCAGCUCUGAACCGCCAGAAGCAACUCCGUCUCCUGCCAGCAGCUCGCUCAGCGUGAAUGGAAUGUCUUCACCACCAGGCACAACCAAAUCUAAUAGAUUCCACGUGCCAAAGUUCGGGAGGGCCCAUUCCGGCUCUUCAAAAUCGCCCAAGCUGCCAAAGUCGUCCUCGCGACCUGCGACUGCAGAUGCUCAUUUCAUGUCCUCUCCGCCUCCACCAUUCCCUUCGUCGUUCAAAUCUCCCCCGUCGUCGCUGCACUCUGGUCCAUCUCGGCCAAGCACCUCUCGAUCUGAUUCAUUCUCAGAUGACACUAGCUCGAGUCCUCGAGGCAUCGACUCUUUAUCGUCGUACCAACCUUCACUCCGGAGCUCUGAAGAACACUCCUCUCCCAAAGAGUUAGCCGUGGCGCUUGAUCGUGCGCUCAAAGAUCCUAAACCGAUAUCCUUCGAGAAAGAUGGGUUUAUCGAGGCCGGGACGUUGAAGGGUCUGGUCUAUAGAUUGUUGACUCCGGAAGAUUCCUCGGGAGAUUUGGAAUUCAAGGGGACAUUUUUAGCGUGUUAUAGGGCGUUCACCACGAGCGAAGAUGUGUUCAAUGCCCUGGAAAGCAGGUUUGAGAGCGAGGAGUCCGGGGUGCAGAGGCCUGACGGCAUGUCGAAUGUUCAGUUUUCCCUGCUGUCGUUCCUACAUACAUGGCUGAAGAUGGACUUGCCGGACAUGGGUCCAUCUCUGUUGCACCGAAUCAAGAUAUUUGCCAUUUCGGUCCAUGGCUCACGAACGCUGGAGACUAAGGCCAAGGAGAUAGUCGUUCUUGCUGACGAUAAGAUUCAAAAGGGGGAUGGCUCUAUCAGAAGUUCAACACGGAGAUCGAGGCACUCAACGCAUGAAAACAUCCCCAAAGCCUCGGAUAUCACACCUGCCGCACUCGCCGACGCCCUCACCAUUCAUGAAGGCGGCCUCUACUCCAGGAUCACCCCGCCCGAUUGUGUCGCCCACCUUUUACAGCUUCCCGGCAGCGACAAUAUUCACGCUGCGACCAUCACAAACAACCGUAUCGUCAACUGGGUCAAGAAGUCCAUUCUACGCUCCAACGAUGUCGAUGCCCGAUGUGCGGUGUACAAGUUCUUUGUGAACACGGCUCACGAGUGCAAGUUGAGGCGAAAUUACUCUUCCAUGGUGGCGAUCGUGAACGCGUUACAAUCAGCGACGGUUACGUCCUUGAAGCUGACGUCGAAGGAGAACCCACGUAUGACCAAUAAGGAGAAGCAACUGUUAAACGAGUUGAGCAGCUUGUUGGAUCCGACUAGGAAUCACAAGGCGUACAGGCAGGUAAUCGACGAGAAUAGGCAGCCUUGUGUACCUUGGCUCGCUGUCCAUCUCCGUGAUGCGAACGCACUUCUAGGGCGUUACCCCUCUGUCAUUGAGCGCGACUCACACUCUCUCAUCAGCUUCACUCGCUACAGAAAUCUCAUCGCCCACGUUCGCAGCUUCCCCCAGUACAAACUCCCCGACACGAAUGCUCAGGAUGCUGAGUUGGUGAAUGCCCUCAUCUACCUUGAGCACCAAUUGCAUUCGAUUAGCGUCGAUGCGGAGACCGACAAACUAUUCGAGGCUAGGAGUAAGGAACUGGCAAUGAAGGAGGAGAAGCUGCGCGAGCAGAGGGUCCCGGAACUGAAAUCCUUGGGAUUCUACACCGGCGAGCCUUCGAGAAGUGAGAGCUCAAAUGGGGUAAAGGCGACCGAUAGGUCAACGACAAUGGGUAUACGAACGUGAAGUGCUGUCUCGUCCCAGUCGUCGUAUGGGUUCUUCGAUGCAUUUCUGGUUUUAUUCUUUCAAUUUAUUGGGAUUUAGGUUAGACUAGGGAUCUACUCGCGGCAUUACUUGCAUGUUUUCUUGCUUUACUCACUCCAUCUUACGCCUUUUCUGUUUUUGUGUUGGCACCGAACUAUUGUUGUUUUCCUACAUGCGACUGCUACUGUCUCUAAUCAUUCGCCAUAUCACUAUCAAACCUGCCUCAUGUCUCUAUCAUGCCUUUCUCUGCCUUCCUUUCUUGUACGGCUGUCUAGUGAGCAUCGGGUCGCGCGUCGAAACUGCUGUAUUACAUCGAUACCUAAGUUGAAUCUUGUUG
Messenger RNA from Stereum hirsutum FP-91666 SS1, 4336 nucleotides. Its product is annotated as ras GEF. The transcript is spliced from 17 exons. Gene Ontology annotation, biological process: cell surface receptor signaling pathway; positive regulation of GTPase activity; protein phosphorylation. Bases 373 to 3981 code for a protein of 1202 amino acids. Lineage: Eukaryota; Fungi; Basidiomycota; Agaricomycetes; Russulales; Stereaceae. Gene Ontology annotation, molecular function: guanyl-nucleotide exchange factor activity; protein kinase activity; ATP binding. The record is from RefSeq and is a predicted model, not a curated record. Gene Ontology annotation, cellular component: plasma membrane.